AUGUUCUGCUCGAUCUCGGGCACGACGCCCGAGGACCCGGUCAUCUCCUCGAAGACUGGGCACCUCUACGAGCGGUCCCUCAUCACCAAGGCUCUCCAGGAGACCGGCGAGUGCCCGGUGACCAAGACCCCGAUGACCCUCGAGGACUUGCUCCCCGUCAAGUCGAGCACGACGGUUAAACCCCGAACCACCGCCGCCGCGUCCAUCCCCGGGCUCCUCUCCAUCUUCCACAACGAGUGGGACGCGCUCAUGCUCGAGACGCACGAACUCCGCGUCGACCUUCACGGCACCAGGCAGGAACUCUCGCACGCGCUGUACCAGCACGACGCCGCGUGCCGCGUCAUCUCCAGGCUCAUGAAGGAGCGCGACGAGGCGCGCGAGGCCCUCGCGAACGCGCGCGCGGCUGGUCCCUCCGCCGCCCCCGGCAAGCGAGCCAUGUCAUCUGACGCCAUGGACGUCGACGGCGACGCGCCCGGCGGCGACGGCAAGAAGCAAAGAAGCGGCGUCCCGCCCGAGGCGAUCGACGCGAUGACCGCCAAGAGCAAGGAACUGAGCAAGGCGCGUAAGAAGCGCGAGAUCUCUCCCACCCUCGCCUCCGCCGAAGACAUCGGCAAGAUGGAGGUUGGCGCCAUCGCGCCGUGCCACGCGACCAAGGCGAAGGGCAUCCGCGCCGUUUGCGUCAACCCCUUGAACGCCGACGAGGUGGCGACGGGCGGCGCCGACGGAUCGCUCGCGCUCUUCGACGCCGCCAAGGGCAAGCGCGGCGCCCUCAUGACCGGUCACAAGAAGGCCGUGACCGACGUCGCCUACGCCGGCGACGCCAUCCUCACGUCAUCCGCGGACAAGACGGUCAAGAUUUGGCGCGGCGGCGCCGAGGUCGCCGCGCUCGCGGGGGUCCACGAGGGCGAGGUCGUCGCCGUCAGCGCGCACCCCACGAACGCGUACGCGGUGUCCAUCGGCGGCGACGGCGCGUGGGCGUUCGUGGACGUCGGCGCGGCGGAGUGCCUCAGCGUUCAGCGCGACGCGGAUUCCGAGUACACGUGCGGCGGCUUUCACCCCGACGGUCUCAUCUUGGGCACGGGCGCCGCCGACUCGAGCGUCAAGAUCUGGGACGUCAAGACCUCCAAGGUGGCCGCCAAGGUGGAGGGCCACGUCGGUGCGGUGAGCGCCAUGUCGUUCUCCGAGAAUGGGUACUACCUCGCGACGUGCGCGAACGACGGCGUGAAGCUCUGGGACUUGAGGAAGCUGAAGAACUUUAAGAGCGUCGAGGCGGCGGGCGUGCGGUGCGUGCGGUUCGACCACAGCGGUCACUACCUGGCCGUGGGCGGCGCCGACGCGUGCGUGCACAACGUCAAGGCGGAGUGGGAGGUGGUGAAGAGGUGGGAGGCGAGCAAGGCGCCGGUGAACGCUCUGGAGUUUGCGGCGGAUGCCAAGGCGCUCUACGCGGGCUGCAGCGACCACAACCUCAGGGUCAUUGCGUGAGUGCGCACUCGGCGACGUGGGGGAAGGGGAUCGGUCCUUCCGAGGUACAUGUUUUAUUAACGGAGUUCACUCGAAAUCU
Molecule: messenger RNA, 1561 nt
Organism: Micromonas commoda
Lineage: Eukaryota; Viridiplantae; Chlorophyta; Mamiellophyceae; Mamiellales; Mamiellaceae
Exons: 2
Coding region: 1-1482 (493 amino acids)
Biological process (GO): mRNA splicing, via spliceosome; protein ubiquitination; DNA repair
Cellular component (GO): U2-type catalytic step 1 spliceosome; Prp19 complex; cytoplasm
Molecular function (GO): ubiquitin protein ligase activity; protein binding
Source: RefSeq, a predicted model, not a curated record